Messenger RNA from Penicillium lagena, 1356 nucleotides. RefSeq lists its product as uncharacterized. Gene Ontology annotation, biological process: positive regulation of transcription by RNA polymerase II. The transcript has a single exon. Gene Ontology annotation, cellular component: nucleus. Bases 1 to 1356 code for a protein of 451 amino acids. Gene Ontology annotation, molecular function: transcription cis-regulatory region binding; DNA-binding transcription factor activity. The record is from RefSeq and is a predicted model, not a curated record. NCBI's taxonomy places the organism in Eukaryota, Fungi, Ascomycota, Eurotiomycetes, Eurotiales, Aspergillaceae.
AUGUUUGCAUGGAAUAUUGGGUGGCACCAACACUUCAGCGACUUCCCAGGCCUUGAUGCCAUGGAGUUUCACCUUCUAGAACACUACAUCCACAGGUUCUCUCGCACGUAUCCGGCAUUUCCUGGUCCCGAUAACUCUUUUCUUUCGGUCUUUGUGCCUCUUGCUGCCAAGAGCAGCCUGGUACUCCACUCUCUCCUCGCCCUGAGCGGUAUUCAAGGACUGGAUCAAUCGAAUGUGGAGGUCAAGGCCAAAACGCUUCGAAUACGGCAGCGAGCCUUAGUAGGUUGCAGGCAGCUGGUAACACGAAGUGCAUCUGUGUCAUCUCAUCGGCCACUCGACAAUAUGAGCGAGGAUGAUUUGCUAUAUCUUCUAGCCAGUUGCAUGUUACUCUUGCUAUAUGAGAAACUUACAGGCGAGGGCCAGGCAAACUGGCAGCCACAUUUUCAAUUUAUCAGGGAAGUGGUUGCGUGCUAUCAAUCCCGCUUCAUGAAACCCUCGUCCUCACGGAUGACGGGGACAUUCUGUUUUCUGCAUAGCCUUUUUGCUUAUCACGAUCUCCUGCGAGCCAUGCAGCUCAGGACAAAGGUGUUUUCUACCUUCUAUGAGAACAGUGGUGGGUUGCUCCUCAAUUUCUGCUACCAACGUGGCUGGUCACUAAUUUCAGUAGGAGAAAGAGACUCGAAAUUUUACUACCCCCGCCUCAUGGUACGCAUCUGCGCGGCAGAUGUGACCGUGACGGAGGCUGACAUUUAUUCUUGGGAUGGCAAUAUGUCGUGGCUACCAAGUUUUCCUCUUGGUCGUUCGAUAGAUUGUCAUAGCAGGAUAUCGGGGACAGCCGGCGACAAUAGCAGUGACUGGCUGCGAAGGGACGAGACACGUAGUUUGAUCCACACCGGGAGUAAAAAGGUUGACAACCUUUCGAUGCUCUCUGAUCUCUACCGCAUCACUGCAUUCCUUCUCCACAAACAGAUUUGGGAUGCACAGCACUUGGAAAGCGGAAACCCGAGGAGCUUGAUGGCUUGUGAUGUUCAGAACCAAUUGUUGCAGCGGAGUGAGCUGGCUGCGCAAGGGAUAAGCCUGAUCCAGGAACUGCUUCAGGGAUUAAGCUUCAAGAGCACGCUUCUGUGGCCCAUCGGAAUCAUUAUGAGAGACCUCAUUCCCGAGCAAGUGGCCGAACGAGAGUGUCUGAUAGCUUGCCUUGAUUCUCUAUCUGAGUAUUUUCACAUGAAGCACUUCACCUGCUUGCGGGCCUCCCUAGAACUGUCUUGGUCUCAGGCAGCCCACGGUCAAGGCAGAUCGGAUCAAAGUGUAGGCUUCAAUACCUCCACCACAGGGGACACCAUGCUACUAGGGUGA